This is a messenger RNA of Lucilia sericata (common green bottle fly), 966 nucleotides long. RefSeq lists its product as uncharacterized. Lineage: Eukaryota; Metazoa; Arthropoda; Insecta; Diptera; Calliphoridae. The record is from RefSeq and is a predicted model, not a curated record. Gene Ontology annotation, molecular function: zinc ion binding; nucleic acid binding. The transcript has a single exon. Bases 1 to 966 code for a protein of 321 amino acids.
AUGUUGAAAUCAAGUUGGGCAUAUACUUUAAAACGUGACGAACUAUCGUCUUAUUUAAAUGAAUUUAAAUUAGAUACCGUCGGAACGGUCGAAGAACUCAGAAAGAGAUUAGCGAAAUUUAUUAGCGCCGAACACGACGAAGAUAAAACUAAACGAUUAUUAGAGAUACAAUUAACACAUGAGCAAAAUUCAUUAGCGUUACCUGGUUCGAGAAACGGUACCACCCCUUCACCUGUUAAAAUAGAAUUAAAUCAUCCGGUUAGUCAACCAUCAGUAGCAGUGUCGGUUCCAGCUUGUGACACAGAUAACAUCAAAACAAAUUUAAUUGAAUAUGUAAGAAAAUGGGGACUUUCGUAUGAUGGAGGACGGGAGCCUUUAGCAUUCAUCGAACGAAUAGAAGAAUUAGCCGAAAUUUAUAACGUACCUUUAAAUCAAUUUCCACGAAUUAUGCCUGAAUUUUUACGUGAUAGAGCACUUAUCUGGUUUAGAAAUAACAAUGGACACUGGCAAGUAUGGAGAUCAUUUAAAUCCGAUUUUUUAUCAUUUUUUCUACCUUCGAGAUAUUUUGAGAAAUUAGAAGAUGAAAUCCGUAAAAGAAUUCAACGUCCAAGAGAAGUUUUUAAAAAUUAUGUUUUAUCAAUUCAAAAUUUAAUGCGCCAUUCUAACUUAUCAGAAGAACAAAAGUUGCAGCGAAUAUUUCAAAAUGCUCUUCCAGACUAUCAGUGGUAUAUUAAACGAAAAGAUUUCUCAUCCUUAGCUGAAUUAAUAACAUUAGCUGAAGAUUUAGAAAGCAUUCCAUCAACACAUUCACAAACUCGCGUAGAAAACCCACGUGCUUUAGCCAGUACCACAAUAGGCCCAGAAAAUAAUUGCUAUCGUUGCGGUAACCCUGGACAUUAUGCAGCAAGUUGCUCUAGUAAUUAUAAUAACCGCUCGGGAAAUGCUUAUGGAGGUCGUCGGAACUGA